GUCACAAAGGUGGGUGGAACUACGAAGACGAGAGAUGGCGUCUCUACUGCAACCAGAAAGGGUUCUCUACCUUGUUCAUGGAGAGAAAAAGAUCCGAUCGCCUUUGUCUCAACUUUAUUUUUGUCGUUAUUGCAGUGAAUUGCGUUCUUUAGAAUGUGUGUCUCACGAAGUGGACUCACAUUACUGUCCAAGCUGCUUGGAGAAUAUGCCUUCAGCAGAGGCAAAAUUGAAAAAGAACAGGUGUGCCAACUGUUUCGACUGCCCCUGUUGCAUGCACACCCUGUCUACCCGGGCCACCAACAUCCCCGCCCCACUGCCCGACGACCCCACCAAGACAGCCAUGAAGAAGGCCUACUACCUGGCCUGUGGCUUCUGUCGCUGGACGUCCAGAGAUGUGGGCAUGGCUGACAAGUCUGUGGCCAGUGGAGGUUGGCAGGAGCCUGAGAACCCUCACACCCAGAGGAUAAAUAAACUCAUAGAGUAUUACCAGCAGCUGGCACAGAGAGAGAAACUGGAGAGAGACCGGAAGAAGCUGGCAAGGAGAAGACCCUUUAUGCCCCUGGCUUUCUCGCAACACACUAUUCAUGUUGUGGAAAAGUAUGGUCUGGGUACCAGGCUCCAGAGAACAAGGCCUGGAGCUCCUAUCACCAGUCUGGCUGGCCUCUCUCUAAAGGAAGGUGAGGACCAAAAAGAGAUUAACAUAGAACCGGCCCAGGCCUUAGAUGAGGUGGAACCACUGCCAGAAGACUGCUACACCAGACCCAUUAACCUACCUGAGGGGACCACCCUUCGCCAGAGGCUGCUGCAGCCAGACUUCCAGCCAGCCGGAGCAUCUCAGCUACAUCCCAAACACAAACACCUGCUGAUCAAACGCUCGCUGCGGUGCAGGAAAUGUGAGCACAAUCUGAGCAAGCCAGAAUUCAACCCAACCUCUAUAAAGUUCAAAAUUCAGCUGGUGGCUGUGAGUUACAUCCCUGAAGUGAGAAUAAUGUCCAUUCCAAACCUGCGCUUCCAGAAGGAGAGCCAGGUGCUGCUCACCUUGACAAACCCUGUGGAGAAUAUUACUCAUGUCACCCUAGUGGCUUGUGAGGAGGGAGACCCAGAAGACAUCAACAGCACUGCCAAGGUGAUGGUGCCCAUUAAGGAGUUGGUUCUCGCAGGGAAGGAUGCUGCAGCAGAAUACGACGAGCUGGCUGAACCCCAGGACUUCCAAGAUGACCCAGACGUGGUGGCAUUCAGGAAAUCCAAUAAGAUUGGUUUCUUCAUCAAGGUGGUGCCUCAGCGCGAGGGGCUUGGCGAUGUCACAGUGUCCUUUAAGAUCCGCCACGACUUCCGCAACCUGGCGGCUCCCAUCAGGCCAAGCGAGGAGGGCGACGCCUCAACCGAAGCCAUCUGGCUCACGCACCACGUAGAGCUCAACCUGGGGCCGCUCGCACCGUGAUGACACAACGCAUGCCAAGAAAUGUGGUGUACACACACAAGUGAUACACCUAUAUACAACAUACACCCACUGCCCAUACACGUAAUCACAUCUCUCUACACACACAUUUUACUUACGCACUUCUCUGUACCCCCAAGCAGCUCCAGAGGUCCUUUCCUGCUUUGCUCUUUAACUUAGGCAUUAUAUUCUUCAUCAUUGACCUUUACGUAUGAAGAGUAUUAACCCGCAUGAGAAAAACAGCUGUCUACUAAUAAAUGUCUCAUUGGCAAUGUAAUUUAGUGUUCUCCACUCUGGUUUGAAGGCAGAGUGAAAUGGAGUUACUUGUUGCUUUUCCCAAAGUAAACUAACUUGACCAUAUCCGUUGUCCAAAAUAGUGCACUAAAUAGGUAUUAAGUUAAUGUUUGGGAUGUGAACUAUAAAUGGUUAUUUUGCUAUUGUUUUCAUCUAGUCAGUCUAUUAUUCUAUUAGCAGUAUAGGGUAGUAAGACCUGUAAAUGUCUAUUUGUCUCCGAAAUGUUCAGGAGCAGUUCAUUCUAUUACUUAAAAACACUAUCAAUCAUCGAUUGUAAUGUAAUAUGAAGUUUAUUGAAUAAAGGGUUUUCAGCUGAAGAUGCAUACAGAAGUCACGGAUAACUGGAUCACAUUUUGCUGGCAAAUUUUUUUUUUUCUGUGGAAAAUUCUGCCUUUGUUUGUUAGACAAAGAAACACAGUAAAUAAACCCUGGCUAAUAAAAUGUCCCAAAAAUUA
Messenger RNA from Esox lucius (northern pike), 2187 nucleotides. It is a transcript of the gene dctn4, whose product is annotated as dynactin 4. Lineage: Eukaryota; Metazoa; Chordata; Actinopteri; Esociformes; Esocidae. Bases 35 to 1441 code for a protein of 468 amino acids. Gene Ontology annotation, cellular component: dynactin complex. The transcript is spliced from 14 exons. The record is from RefSeq and is a predicted model, not a curated record.